Molecule: messenger RNA, 2756 nt
Organism: Jatropha curcas
Lineage: Eukaryota; Viridiplantae; Streptophyta; Magnoliopsida; Malpighiales; Euphorbiaceae
Product: monosaccharide-sensing protein 2
Biological process (GO): transmembrane transport
Cellular component (GO): membrane
Molecular function (GO): transmembrane transporter activity
Source: RefSeq, a predicted model, not a curated record
UAACUUCACUCUCCACCUAUUAUUCACUCACUCUCUAAUUUUUCUAAAACAAAAUCCAAAACGCUCACAUGCUCUGUUUUACUUUCCUUUUCUGAUCACAAUACUAGUUUUGUUAAAUCUUUUAUUUGGUAUUGUUAUUGUUAAAUCUUUUUUGUUUUUCUUUUUAAAUUGAAAUGUCUAGUUUAUUGUUCUUUUAUAGAAACAAAGCAAGCCCAUUUAAUUAUUUGAUCUGAAAAAGAGUUUGCAGUAUCACAACCUUCAAAACACAUUGUUGUGAAGUAAAAUUCUCUUUCAGAGUAGGUUCUAUUUAUAUAUAUUGUUGUGAGAUUAAAGUCUCCUUCGGGGUAGGAAAAAAGGGUUUUUUUCCAAUUCCUCAAAAUGAGAGGAGCUGUUCUUGUGGCACUUGCUGCUGCUGUUGGAAAUAUGUUACAAGGAUGGGACAAUUCCACCAUUGCAGGAUCCCUUCUUUAUAUCAAGAAGGAGUUCAAUCUGCAGACACAACCAACCAUGGAAGGGCUAAUUGCAGCCAUGUCACUUAUUGGAGCUACAAUUAUAACAACAUUCUCUGGACCUGUAUCAGAUAUAUAUGGAAGGCGACCAUUGAUGAUAAUUUCUGCAAUUAUGUAUUUUCUUAGUGGUCUGGUGAUGUUUUGGGCUCCAAAUGUUUAUGUCCUCCUUUUGGGAAGGCUACUGAAUGGAUUUGGGAUUGGUCUUGCUGUUACUAUUGUUCCUGUUUAUAUAUCUGAAACUGCACCAUCAGAAAUUAGAGGGCAACUGAAUACUUUUCCACAGUUCAUGGGUUCUGGUGGAAUGUUUGUGUCAUAUUGCAUGGUUUUUGGUAUGUCAUUAAUGGACUCACCAAAGUGGAGGGUUAUGCUUGGAGUUCUUUCAAUUCCUUCUAUUGCUUAUCUUGUAUUGACAAUUUUUUACUUGCCUGAAUCUCCGCGGUGGCUUGUGAGUAAGGGAAAGAUGAGCCAGGCUAAACAAAUUUUGCAGAGACUUCGUGGAAGGGAAGAUGUUUCAGGUGAAUUGGCUUUGCUAGUUGAAGGUCUUGGUGUUGGGCGAGAAGGAGCUAUAGAAGAAUACAUUAUCGGUCCAGCUAGUGAUGUUGAGGCUAAUGAGAAAGGUCAAGUGAAAUUAUAUGGAACUGAAGAGGGCGUUUCAUGGGUUGCUAAACCUGUAACAGGACAAAGUAAUCUUGGAAUUAUGUCUCGACAUGGAAGCAUGGCAAACCAAAACGUGCCUUUUAUGGAUCCUCUUGUAACUCUGUUUGGAAGUGUUCAUGAGAAUGUUCCUGCAAUGGGAAGUAUGCUGAUUCCAAGCACAGGAAGCAUGUUUAAUAUGACAGGAAAUCAAGGCAGAAAUGAACAAUGGGACGAAGCGAACCGAGGAGAUGAUGAUGAUGAUGAUGAUGAUGGUGGAGAUGCAAAUGCUGAUUCCGAUGAUAAUAUGUGCAGCCCUUUAUUGUCGCCACAAGUUUCUACCGUAGAAAGGGAUGGUGCUCGUCCCGCAACCAGUAUGUUAAGCAUUAGACGUAAUAGCAGUCUAUUCAAUCAUGGAGGCGAAGAAGGUGCUAUGGGUAUUGGAGGUGGUUGGCAAUUAGCAUAUAAAUAUUCUGAGACAACAGGUAAAGAUGGCAGAAAGGAAGGAGGGCUUCAAAGGAUGUAUUUGAAACAAGAAGCUAUGGUUGGUUCUCGACGAGGAUCACUCCUUUCUGUAGCUGCUGCUGAUAUUCCUGAAGAUAGCGAAUAUGUACAAGCUUCUGCUAUUGUCAGCCGAACUGCUGUUCGCUCUAAGCAAGUACUUGAUCAGGUUACUGAUGGAUCAGCAAAUGUUGAACCACCGGAAAUACCUGAUAAAGGACCAAGCUGCAGCGAACUUUUUGAACCUGGAGUUAAGCGUGCAUUAAUUGUUGGAGUGGGCCUUCAAUUACUUCAACAGGUCUCUGGGAUCAAUGGGGUUCUCUACUACACUCCUCAGAUUCUCGAACAAGCAGGCGUGGCAGUUCUUUUGGCAAACAUGGGGUUGAGAUCAGAUUCUGCAUCUCUCUUCAUUAGUCUCCUCACUGCACUCUCAAUGCUUCCUUGCAUAGUGGUUGCCAUGAGACUAAUGGAUGUAGCUGGUAGAAGGGCAAUAAUGCUAUAUACAAUUCCUGUCUUGAUCGUCUCGCUCCUCGCAUUAGUCCUUAGCAAUAUUGUCAAUAUUGGAUCGGUUUUGCAUGCAAUAAUCUCAACAGGAAGUGUUAUGUUCUAUAUCAGCUUUUUUGUUAUGGGAUUUGGUGCAAUUCCUAAUAUAAUUUGUUCAGAAAUAUUUCCGACAAGCGUUCGAGGACUUUGUAUCACAAUCUGUGCUAUGACAUAUUGGCUUGGAGACAUUACCAUCACUUAUAUGCUUCCUAUUAUGCUUAAAUCCAUUGGCCUUUCUGGUGUGUUUACAUUCUUUUCAAUAGGCUGCAUAGUUUCCUGGAUUUUCGUUUUCUUGAAAGUUCCUGAGACAAAGGGCAUGCCUUUAGAAGUGAUUUCUGAGUUCUUUGCUGUUGGUGCAACUGCAAUUCCCAAAGAUGAAUGAAUUCAAAUGCUCAAUCUUUAUUAGAGUGAUUAGAAGAGUGUUUGGAGUAUGUAACAGCAGAAACAUCAACAGUAAAAACAAUGAAAAGAAGAGGAAACAAAAUGGUAAUGUUAUAAUUUUGGAACAAAAUGAUUGUAAUUGGAUCUUCAAUUGUCUGGAAAUUGAAAUUUGUCAGCUUUUUUUUCUUA